This is a messenger RNA of Papilio xuthus (Asian swallowtail), 1150 nucleotides long. The record is from RefSeq and is a predicted model, not a curated record. Lineage: Eukaryota; Metazoa; Arthropoda; Insecta; Lepidoptera; Papilionidae.
GCUUCAGUCUUAAAGAUAAUAACACAGCGCCAUUAAACUGGGCCACUGCUAUGGAAUAUCUGUUGUUCAGAGAUGGACUUAUGUCUGGAACUGGUAUAUCAGAAGUAACGGCUUUUAUAAACACAAAGUACGCGGACCCGGCGGGCGACAAUCCUGAUAUCCAGCUGUUCUUCGGCGGGUUCCUGGCGGAUUGUGCUAAAACUGGCAUGGUUGGUGAGAGUCUGGGCAACGGCUCUCGUACCAUACAGAUCUUCCCCGCAGUACUCCAUCCUAAGAGCAGAGGACAUCUGGAGAUAGCUAGCAAUGAUCCCUUCGCCCAUCCGAAGAUUUAUGCCAACUAUUUAACCCAUCCGGAUGACGUAAAAACAUUAAUUGAAGGUAUAAAGUUCGCUAUUAAGCUAUCAGAGACCAAGGCUUUGAAAAAAUACGGUUUAAAAUUAAACAAGACGCCUGUUAAAGGCUGUGAGAAGUUCAAAUUCGGUUGUGACGCGUACUGGGAAUGUGCGGUGAGGAUGCAGACGGGCCCCGAGAACCAUCAGGCAGGGUCCUGCAGGAUGGGACCCAGGGGAGACCCUAAUGCGGUCGUUGAUCAUCUACUACAGGUGCAAGGUAUCGACCGUCUCCGUGUGGCAGACGCCAGCGUGCUGCCCGCAGUGCCGUCUGGCAACACCAACGCGGCUUGCGUCAUGGUCGGCGAGCGCGCGGCGGACUUCAUCAAGCAGCGAUGGCUUUCACAAGCAUACCCAACGGGCGGCGGCGAUGUGUCAAAUCUGUUGACAGCUAGCGAGACUCGGCACGCCGCGCGGCCCUGGGCGCCCUGGUAAUGACACUGUCACCCAGUAGAUUUAAUAAUUACUAUUUAAUUUAGGUAAUGUGUAGCUUGUAAAUAUUUUUAGAUAAACAAAUUCUAUUUAAUCUCAUUUGUAAUACAACGAAUUUUAAAUUAAACUCGCGUUUGAAACCUUUUAUACAUUUUUAGUUAAGAUCUUAAUUUUUACGUUAAUAUUGAAAAAUCAUAUUUUAUAAUCUAAUAAGUUAAAUUAAUGUCUAAAUGUACCUUUAAUUUAUUUCAUUAUUUUUACAAAGUAUGUGGAUGUUAUGAAAAAUAAGGUUUUUAGGUUAGAAUUUGUAAGAUGGAGGUAGAAUAUGC